CGUUACAGCGUCGACGCGAUGGACUGCCGGCACGCGGGCGCCCGGGCUUCGAUUUUCAAACAAACAUCGCUCGAGCUAACUUCGCGUUCAGCGCUCAACAGGGUUGUACGUGCCGCGGAAUCAUCUGAAUUUUGAAAGUGUUUGUGUUGCUAUCAAACUGUGCUAUCCCAAGAUGUGCGAGAAACGUACCAGAAAAUUUAAAAAAGGUUCCAGUGUAACCAGGCUUCGAGAGGCAAGACGUCUACAGAGACUGCAAUGGUUAGCUUCUCCUGUGGUAAGCGAAGAGGCUCCAGUUGUUGUUACCCAAGCUUUGCCUGAUAAGGCUGCGCAAAACCGCCUGAUCCUAAACCUCGCCUGGAAAACUCUCAUUCUUAUGCACAAGAACCGUCUUAUUCAGGAAAAAAUCGUGGCUCUGCAGAAGGAAACAUCGGAAUUUGUAUCGGCUAUUAUGAGGAAUCCAGAAAAUAAGAGACGCUAUUUAGAAUAUGUACGACUUUACAAUGCCGGUCAGUUGCCAGACUUAAAGAAGGAAAUAGAAUCAAAAAUAUAUUUAAAAAGAGAUCCGGAAUAAAUCGUUCACCACUGGAAUGAAUAAUGGUGGAAUGAGUGAUUAUGGUUUAUUUGCUUAUUCUCAUUUUCCCUCACAUUUACUGGCACUCUUGAAAAGUAUUUAUAAAUUGUAAGUAUUUUAAAAUACGUAGAGACGAUCUCUGGAACUGAAUUAAUUUAUUGUAGUAAGUACUUAUUAACCUGACAUCUACUUACUAUGAAAUUAGUUAUAAUUAAUAGAUUUUAGUAUGUAGAGUUUUCAUACCCAGCAAUAAUGUAAUCAAAUUCAGUGUCUUAUUCUAAAAAGUUGUGGCUACUCUAAGAAUCUUUCUUGUUGUUUAAAUUAUAAUGAGGUUGUAAUGGAAGAGGCUGUUAGUGUUUAUUCUUCGUACCAUUUAUUAUACACUUAUUACCCUUUAUUAUUACAAGUUGAUCCCGUUACUUAGUUUGGUAAAGAUAUUACUCGUUUUGCUAUUGUAAACUUAAGAGAGUUUCAAAGAUUAUUAAUAAUACUGACCCAGCCCAAUUAAUUAUCAGCAAGCUUUUUAGCAUGUACUGUGACUUAGAAUUUAUGUGUACCUAAACUUAAUGAAGAAUGUGAAUUUAUUUAAAAAGAGUGUAAAAGAAUGAUUAUAAUUUAAAAGGUACGAAACUCUGAAAAUACUCAUAGUAUAAGAAAUAUGAGAAUUUUUUAUUAAAAGAAAAUUAUUGUUAUACUUAUUAUGUAUAUUUGUGUAGAGAUCUCCUUCAGAAUAUAGUUACUAGAUAUGUCGAGAACCUAUCAAUUUUUGCUAUAUUACACCUGAUUAUCUGACCUGUAUGCCAUUUGAUGGUGGUCAAGAUAAAUUUUUGAUAUUGGGUAUUAGAUAAUGUAUCAAUGAUGUUGUCAAAUGUUUCAUCAAACUUUAUAACUAUUGUAAAUAAAAGUUUUUCUGUCGAAUUCCAAUGUCUAUGUGCUAUUGAAACUAAAACUUAUAACAUAUUUUAAAUUUAGCAGAAGAUAGGUUUGUAAAACUUUCAAGCCAUUUGCAUUUAAUAGUUUAGUUUUAAAGCACAGAUCUACCAAGCCUGUGUUCAUUUUGCUGUUUCUUCUUUGAAAGUAUCACAAACAAUAUGUUAAGUGUUUAAUUAAUAUUGUUUAGAAAUUUAAGUGACAUAAUGCUAAGUGUGAUUUGGUACCUAUGUAAGUACAAAAAUACUUUUUGUAGAAUCAUUUGAUGUGCUAAGAUUAAUAAAACUACAUUAAGGCAGUUUAAUCUAAAUAAAAUACUUCUGCAAAGUACUUAGAACAGUCUAAAUUCUGUGGUAACUUUAAUGGCAUCUGGCUUUUAUAUCCCAAUAAAUUUAUUUCAAAUAUUAAGCACAACUCUAUAAAAUUGUCUGUUGUGGAUGCAAAUAAAUAUUAUUGUUUAGUAAUUCCUUAGUAUUUACAGCUUCCUUAAUUGUUAUAAUGCUUAAACAUAGUCUCUAAGUUUGAAAUAAACUAGUCUUUCGUGAAAAA
Molecule: messenger RNA, 2050 nt
Organism: Pieris rapae (cabbage white)
Lineage: Eukaryota; Metazoa; Arthropoda; Insecta; Lepidoptera; Pieridae
Gene: Cipc
Exons: 2
Coding region: 173-571 (132 amino acids)
Source: RefSeq, a predicted model, not a curated record